AUGGCUUGUUGUUUGCAUGCUGAGUGGUGUAGUUUGGCGGAAGAAGAAACGAGAAGGAACCAACUGAUGAGGGACAUGGCCCAACUCAGGCUACAGACUGAAGUUCAACAGCUGGAGGGCAGCAUUCAACCAAGUGAGGGCAGUCUUUCCCCCUAUCUAGUCCCUGAUGCAGACACGCUCAUAAAUCACCUGGGCCUCAUUAAGCAGCUGGCGUCAAGUGCACGUUUCAUCAUUGUCAUUCCGAAAGCAGUGAUUGAUACUCUAGAUUCAAGCAAGAAGACACAGCAGGGGGCCCGAGACACCAUCAAGUACCUCGAGAGAGAGUUUCAUAGAGGAAACAGGUACUUGAGAGCUCAAAAAGAAAAUGAGGUUGUCAAGUCAGUAAAGAGGAAGAAAACAAAGAAUGAAGAUAAGCGAAUCUGGUCUUUCUAUGGUAUCUUGGACUGUUGCCGAUACUUUUCUCGUCAGAGUUCCGAGUACGACUCGAGCGGAAUGGUUACAAUACUCACCAGUUACAUGAUUGACGAGACGCUGCCAGAGGUCUUGAAAUCCGUCAUUCAAAACACACGAUCAGAAGGAAUCAACGUCGAGAAUGUGACUGUGUUCCACGCUAAAUGGAAAACACAGGGAUGACCAACACAAUAAGGUUGAUUGUUGUGAAUGUCGUCUUCAUUUACCGCACUGUCAACAUUACAUCACAUAUACCAUGGGUACCCAGCAGGUGGACGAAGAGGAUGUAGAGCGAUUAACGUCCCAGAGGCUCCCCACGGAUGUGAGUCGGUUUCCUACGUAUAUCGCUGAUCACCGCAAAUUGUUCAAAAGCUGAACUGUCUUCAACAGCCGUCGCAUAUGCAUUCAUUCACUCACACUGGGCCUUUGAUGGUGAUGUACCUUGACCUAACUUCUGAUUCUCAAAGACAGCCUAGCUAUGUUUACUCACUCAAAAUAGAGGACAAGUAUCUGAAGGUCGCAUUAGUGACACUAUUAAACAUUACUCUAUGAUUAACUUUUGCAAACCUAUGUAGUUUAAUUUCAACAUGAUCUUGAUGCUAUUCAAAGGAAAACAAAAAGUGAGUAAUGAGAAUUGGCAGUUAAUCAGAAAGUUAAGACAACACCUGAUUUUGUUGGGGAAAUGAAUGUUGUCGUUUACAACCACAGUGGACCUACCGAACAUGAAAACUAUAUUGGAAUUUACUUGAAGAGUUUUGCGUAUGUCGUUCACAUUCACUUACUGUGAAUACAAAAUAAAAAUUUCUAUUUCUGAAUAUGUGAAAUCGGAUACAAAUAACUUCAUCUCUCUAGUAGUUCUUGCAAUACUACACAUUAGAAUUUGAAUUUUUCCAAGUAAAAAAAUAAAUUGUUCAUGUAUGCCUACUUUAUUUCCUGCUGCUGGCCAAUGUUAGAAAAUUAAAGUUUCAAAUUUAUUUUUUUAUUUUUCCAUCAUUGUAAUCAUUCUUACAAAAAUCUUAAGGUGCACAGUGCUCUCUAAGGGUCACUUCCUGUCUGAGCUACCUGGUAAAACCAGUGCCAGCUACUCUCGUCUGUCCACCACAGAGACUCGAUCAUGACAUCGGGCAUGUAUUCCCCUACACAUUUUGAAAAGUACUUGGUUCUGUAUAGUAAUGCACAUGAGCCAAUUUUGUACUGGGCCUAUGGUUCUAGAAGAUUAAUUUCACUACCAUAAAAAUCAAGACUAGCCUGUCGCUCGAACCAGCAUCAAUAUCUCCAUAUAUAACUCCAUGGGUGGAGGGCUUUUUUUUUAUCUUGCCAUACUAAUAAUCUAAUUAUACGAUAAUAUUGUAGUCAGGCUAUAUAAAAAUGCCUCACUCUAUCUUAGCCUUGUUCUAAUUAAAUGUCGCCCUCUGUUGUCAGCAAUUUCUAAUAACACACUUGAGUGCACUGCAGUUCAUCUGUUUGUCAAUACUGCUUGUUAUUUGUAUCUCAGAGGUGUUUGCUUUCCUUUGCAUACAUAAUUUACAAUGUCAAUUAUGCUAAAAGGUCCAUCUACAAGAAGGUCAUUAUUAUUUCAAUACAGCAAACAAAAUGGUGUGAUUCUUCAGGUUUAUGAAGUAACCAAUUAAAAAAACGGUAGAACAUUAUUGACAUGUUGUUCAUGGAGAAAAUUUAUUGUAAUUUUACAUGGUGAAACAACUCUCUCCUUAAAAACAUUUUGCUUUGAUUAUUUAUUUCAUUUUUUUAUUUUGUUUAUUCUAUUUAUUUUAAUAUUUAUUAUAUUUAUCAAAUUUAUUCUAUAUAUAAUUUAUUUUGUUUUUAAUUCCAUGUGUCGUUUAUUCUAUUUUACUUUAUAUGUAUUUUUCGCCCUUUGUACUUUCAACCAGUGGUUGCUAACAGGCACUGUAGAGGCACAGAAAGCCUUCCAAAUUUAAAAAAGAAAAAUUUUAAUUAUCCGUUUUCUACAAUUUUUAUUUUAAUGAUUCUCAUUGUAAUUAAUUCUUUAUAAUAUAAAUUACCAAGCCUAGAUUCAUGUGUUUUUUGCAUCACCAAAAUAAAAACC
Messenger RNA from Anneissia japonica, 2515 nucleotides. RefSeq names its product protein SMG5-like. Gene Ontology annotation, biological process: nuclear-transcribed mRNA catabolic process, nonsense-mediated decay. Gene Ontology annotation, molecular function: telomerase RNA binding; telomeric repeat DNA binding. Lineage: Eukaryota; Metazoa; Echinodermata; Crinoidea; Comatulida; Comatulidae. Gene Ontology annotation, cellular component: telomerase holoenzyme complex. The record is from RefSeq and is a predicted model, not a curated record. Bases 1 to 633 code for a protein of 210 amino acids. The transcript has 7 exons.